GGCUCCUGCCCGUCGUCGCGGCCCGGAUCGGGAAGUGUCAAGCGGGAGUCAGGUUUCCCCGCCUCUGCCGCUGCCACCGCUGAACCCGGACCCUCUACCUAGUACCAGGCCCAUCCGUCAUGACGAACGUGUAUUCCUUGGAUGGGAUUCUGGUAUUUGGUUUGCUCUUUGUUUGCACCUGUGCCUACUUCAAGAAAGUACCUCGUCUCAAAACCUGGCUGCUAUCAGAGAAGAAGGGUGUUUGGGGUGUGUUUUACAAAGCUGCUGUGAUUGGAACCAGGCUGCAUGCUGCUGUGGCAAUUGCUUGUGUUGUAAUGGCCUUUUAUGUCCUGUUUAUAAAAUGAAUCCCAAAGUAUCCAGCUCAUCAAUUGCCAGCCAAGGGGAUGGGGAUGAAGAACCUGUUGGAGGCCUGGACCCAGUGUAGGAGAGUUCAGCUAAAAUCAUCAGGAUGACACCACAGUAUCUGCCCCUGCCACACGUGAGGAAAACUCCUUAUGGUCAUGAACAUUAUAUAUGUUUCAGGGGACUCUACAAAGCCAACUUCUUUGAUCUGUGUGUAAAUCAGUCCUUGACAGAGUGCAUAUAAUGUCCAGAUAAAUUAUACCCCUCGGUGAUAAGAUUACAUACCUUCUGCUUAAAAACCUGUCACCUAUUUUGUUUUUCAGCCCCUCAUCAGGAUCUUUUCAAACUGAGGCUCGUUAGGGAAGGGAAUAGGCUGUGUUCAGACCUCUUGGGAGGAGAGAUAAUUUUCAAGACUCGACUUUUUUUUACUGUUUGAUUUGGAUCUGGCAAAUUGGGGAGGGAGUGCUGGGUGGGAAAUAGGAGUUAUGCAAUGCCAAGAAAUUGUUUGGCUUUGGGAAUUUAUCUUUCACAUACCCAUCUAGGGACAUAAGCGACAGACAUGGCCCUGUUGCAAAAAGAGAA
Molecule: messenger RNA, 924 nt
Organism: Propithecus coquereli (Coquerel's sifaka)
Lineage: Eukaryota; Metazoa; Chordata; Mammalia; Primates; Indriidae
Gene: TMEM167B
Product: transmembrane protein 167B
Exons: 3
Coding region: 120-344 (74 amino acids)
Source: RefSeq, a predicted model, not a curated record